This is a messenger RNA of Olea europaea var. sylvestris, 872 nucleotides long. Its product is annotated as probable galacturonosyltransferase 15. The transcript is spliced from 4 exons. NCBI's taxonomy places the organism in Eukaryota, Viridiplantae, Streptophyta, Magnoliopsida, Lamiales, Oleaceae. The record is from RefSeq and is a predicted model, not a curated record. The coding region runs from base 423 to 872 and encodes 149 amino acids.
GCAGGAAUCGAGCGCUGAUCUAUAAUUCCCGCGGCAUUUAACGCGGCGUUGGUUUUGGCUUUAGGCCCCCCACUCUCUCUCACUCUCUCACACACACAGUUGAAUAGUUGAUCAUUUCUUGAUGAAGAGCAAAAUGAUAUCAUUAUUUGAUUGACAGAUCGCAGUAUAUAUGAAUGUUUUUGAACUUCAACUUGAAGAUACAGCUUGUAAUGAAGCAGAAAUUGAUCAAUUGAUUCUUCAGAGGUAAAUUAACGUCUGAAUUAUCUUAGUAGAACAAGAAGAAGCUGAAUCUGAGAUGAUAAUUUUCUUCAAGAAGAAGAAGCGGAAAUCAAAUCUCGGAAUAUGAAGUUUUAUAUUUUUACGACUGGAUUAAAGAGAUUGAGUAUAUCGGGUAGUGCUGCCGGUGGAAUUUUUGGCAGGUGAUGAAGGGUAAGAAUUCACCGCACAAGGCGGUUACUCGCCGGAUUUGUCAACGGACGGUGGUUAUGCCGGCGAUCUUGUUGAUUGGAUUAAUUUUGCCUUUUCUCUUCGUUCGAAUUGCUUUUCUUGUUCUUGAGUCCGCCACAGUUUGCUCUUCCUCCAUAGAGUGUAUGAAAUGGAAGUUUUUCGGCGGGAGCAAUGCAACUCUACUCAGAGAAGAGUUGACAAGGGCCUUGCUGGAGGCAACUAAUUCUGUUGAUGAUAAGAGUGGAAUUGCAACAGUAGAGGGCUCAAAUUCACUAUCGUCUUUCGAGGAUCUUGUGAGGGGCAUGAUGUCAAACAGACAGGACAUUAAAAACUUCGCUUUCAACACCAAAGCCAUCGUAAGUGGAUCUAUGGAUAGAAUCAAGCCCGCUAAGAUGGGUGCAACCAUGUUGACCAUCUUCUGGUAA